AUCAGUCGGCCGUGUGCGGUUUGAAGUGAUCUACAUACAUCGUCAGGAAACACAGACCACGUUCAUUAUGAAAUCGAUGGUGGUGUUGUUCGCUCUCGCCUCUGUGGCUUGCGGCUCCUUUUUGCCGGUGGCGCAGCCCCCGCAUCAUCCCGCUGUCGUCCUGGACCCCCACGGCCGGCCUCUGGACACCGCGGAAGUCAUCAACGCUCGCGCUCUCCACCUUCAAGCUAAAGUAUUGGAAGGACACCACGCCCCACUCGUGCACGCUGCUGUCGCGCCGAUUGUAGCUCCUAUCGCUCACUCCGUCAUCGCUCCUGCUGCCGUCUCUCAUCAAUCUCGUGUUGAUGUACGUACCAGCCCCGCCAUCUAUAGCCACGCUGUUGCCGCACCAGUCCUCGCACACGCCGCCUACGCUGCACCAGUAUUUGCUGGUCACGGUCAUGGACACUGGCUGAAAAAACGUUCCCUGGGUCACUUGACUUACAGUGCUCCCAUCAUCGCUCCAGCUGCGGUUUCUCACCAGUCCCGCGUGGAUGUGAUCUCUAGCCCGGCAGUCGUGUCCCAUGCAGUCGCUACUCCCGUCGUAGCUCACGCCUAUGCUGCCCCCGUGGUCGCUGCAGUAGCCCCAGCGGCCGUGUCUCAUCAGUCCCGCGUGGAUGUCCGCACUAGCCCCGCUGUAGUAGCACAUGGAGCGGUCGCACCAUACGCGCACGGAAUCAUCACUCCUUAUGCCCAUCAUGCUGGACUCUUCCAUUCCGCCCCCUUGGUACACUCCAGCCCCCUGGUUCACGGUUGGUGAAGAACGAUCCUGACGAACAAACCUUGUAACACCUAAGUAUUAAAAAAUGAAAAAAAUAUAUUUAUGAAAUACAAA
Messenger RNA from Bombyx mori (domestic silkworm), 874 nucleotides. RefSeq lists its product as hypothetical. The record is from RefSeq and is marked provisional. Lineage: Eukaryota; Metazoa; Arthropoda; Insecta; Lepidoptera; Bombycidae. Bases 68 to 799 code for a protein of 243 amino acids. The transcript has a single exon.